This is a messenger RNA of Anolis carolinensis (green anole), 2042 nucleotides long. RefSeq names its product VPS33B late endosome and lysosome associated (gene vps33b). Gene Ontology annotation, cellular component: CORVET complex; lysosome. The record is from RefSeq and is a predicted model, not a curated record. Bases 6 to 1988 code for a protein of 660 amino acids. The transcript has 23 exons. NCBI's taxonomy places the organism in Eukaryota, Metazoa, Chordata, Lepidosauria, Squamata, Anolidae. Gene Ontology annotation, biological process: vesicle-mediated transport; intracellular protein transport.
CCCGGAUGUGGCCCAUUUCACAACAUAACGGAAAGUGGGUGCUCCAGAAAGCCGGUCCGGUGGAUCCCGCGACCGUUGCGGAUGGUUCCGGGCAGGACGACGUUCCGGGCCAUUUCCUCGCUGCUGCUUCCGCCUCCGCGAUGGCCUCCCCCGGGCACCGGGACGCGCCGGAGCUGCCGGAUUUCGGCCUCCUGAAGCGCCUGGCCCGGGACCAGCUGGUCUACCUCCUGGAGCAGCUCCCUGGAAAGAAGGACCUUUUCAUCGAGGCCGACCUCAUGAGCCCCUUGGACCGCAUCGCCAACGUCUCCAUCCUCAAGCAACACGAAGUGGACAAGCUCUACAAAGUGGAGAGCAAGCCAGCCCACAGCAACAGUGACCAAUUGUGCUUUUUGAUCCGGCCGCGAAUCAAGACUGUGAAAUAUGUGGCAGACAUAGUCAAUGCCGAUAAGGCUGCUGGACGGACUCGCAAGUACAAGAUUAUCUUCAGCCCUCAGAAGUUCUAUACCUGCGAGAUGGUGCUGGAGGAAGAAGGGAUCUAUGGAGACGUGACCUGGGAUGAGUGGAACUUCUACCUUCUCCCUCUGGACGACGACAUCCUCAGCAUGGAACUGCCGGAAUUCUUCCGCGACUAUUUCCUGGAAGGGAACCAGCGCUGGAUGAACACUAUGGCCCAGGCCUUGCACCUGCUCAGCUCCCUCUUCGGCCCCUUCACCAGGAUCUAUGGAAUCGGCCGGUGUGCCAAGAUGACCCAAGAACUCUGGCGUGACAUCAUGGAAGAGAGCGAGGUGGACAAUGUGGGCCGGAAGCCAGAGAUGGGCUCUGUAUUCCUCAUGGACAGAGAUGUGGAUUACGUCACGGCCCUUUGCUCCCAGGUGGUCUACGAGGGCCUGGUGGACGACACCUUCCGUAUCAAGUGUGGGAGCGUGGACUUUGGCCCAGAGAUCACCUCCUCUGACCGGAGCAUCAAGGUGCUGCUAAAUGCCCAGGACAAGGUAUUCAGCCAGAUCCGCAACGAGCACUUUUCCAGCGUCUUUGGCUUCCUGAGCCAGAAGGCCCGGAACCUCCAGUCCCAGUAUGACCGGCGGCGCGGGAUGGACAUCAAGCAGAUGAAGGACUUUGUCUCCCAGGAGCUGAAGGGCUUGAAGCAGGAGCACCGCCUGCUCAGCCUCCAUAUUGGGGCCUGUGAGUCCAUUAUGAAGAAGAAGACUAAGCAGGAUUUCCAAGAACUCCUGAAGACGGAGCACGCCCUCCUGGAAGGCUUUGACAUCCGCGAGAGCAUCAGCUUCAUUGAGGAGCACAUUAACCGGCAGGUCUCCCCCAUCGAGAGCCUGCGAAUGCUGUGCCUCUUGUCCAUCACAGAGAACGGGCUGCCCCCCAAGGACUACCGCUCCCUGAAGACCCAGUAUCUCCAGAGCUAUGGCCCAGAGCACCUGCUGACUUUUCACAACCUGAAGAGCCUGGGCAUCCUGACCGAGCAGGUUCCGGGGGAAGCCGUGACGGCCGUGGAGAACAAGGUCAGCCGGCUGGUGACCGACCGAGCGGCAGGGAAGCUCUCGGACGCCUUCAGUUCCCUGGCCAAGAAGAGCCACUUCCGGAGCAUCAGCAAGAAGCUGGGCCUGAUCCCGCGAGUGGAUGGCGAGUACGACCUGAAGGCGCCCCGGGACAUGGCCUACGUCUUCAGCGGAGCCUACGUCCCCCUGAGCUGCAAGAUUAUAGAGCAGGUCUUGGAGCGCAAGAGCUGGCUGGGCCUAGAGGAGGUGACGCGGCUCCUUGGGGCCAAUGAAUUCCUGGCCACAGCUGGAGAGGAGAGCCCUGCCUGGGACUCCCAGCGCGUGGUCCUGGCCGUCUUCCUGGGAGGCUGCACUUUCUCUGAAAUCUCGGCUCUUCGCUUCCUGGGCAGAGAAAAAGGGCUCCGGUUUGUGUUCCUGACCACAGCCAUCACCAACAGCGUCCGGCUGCUGGAGGCCACAAUGGAGGCCAAAGCAUGAUCAGCUGAUUUGUAUUUAUUUAUUGAAUUCAUAAACAAACAACAAACUCCUCCA